AUGGUCAAGAAACAGGGUAUCGUCCGCCGCGCCAAGGCCUGCAAUACCUGUCGGCGAAAAAAAACCAAAUGCGAUGGAAAACGCCCCAUUUGCUCUUCAUGCCAUGCCUUCAAACUCUCCUGCUCCUUUCAGGAUACUGUGCAGUAUCCGACGCGCCCCAGUCGGGCGUAUGUGGAGGAGUUGGAACGACGCUUGGAGAGCAUGGAGCAGCAAUUACAACAACCGAAAGAGCCAAGUAUACAUGGAUCCGAUAGCGAAUCAGUAGACCAUGACUCCGAGCAUUCCCAAAGCGAAGGGGUAAUGGAUCAAGCUUCAUAUGUGAUCAACGCGCAGGAUGGAAGAAUGCGCUUCUUUGGACCUUCGUCUGGAUUCGCAUUUGCCUCACAACAGGGAGCCCAUUGGCCCACCGGUGGGUCCAGAAUAUCCAUUUGGCACUCUGCAGUACAGAGGAGCGCUUCGAGAUGGCAGUUGGGUACAUGGUUUCCUCGCCCUCUGCAGGAUGAUCUCCAACGACGGGUCUUCCAACCUUUGCCUGAGAACCGUGUCGUGAGGCAGCUAGUCACCGAAUUCUUCUCUACAUUCAACCAAGCCAUUCCAUUAUUCAAUGAAUCCUCCUUUGCAAGAGCCCUUGAUCGUCAAUUUUCGUGGAGCCCCGACGAAAGCUCCUCGUGGUGGGCGUCUCUGAACGUGGUGUUGGCUUUCGCCUACGCUCAAAGGGCGCAGGAAUCCGAUAACGCGCCUGAAUGGCAGUUGUCGCUGGGCCAUAUUAAGAAUACCUUAAACGUGAUUGUUGAUCUCUUCAUGCGCACCGCGGACUUGUUCGCUGUCCAGGCGAUGCUUGGCCUGGCUAUCUACUUCCAGGGAACCCCGAAUCCCCAGUCCCUCUUCAUGUUCGCUGCCGCAGCGAUGCGCCUCUCCCAGUCUAUCGGAUUACAUCGUGCGCAUGCUCUCAGAAUGACGACUCAUCAAACCGAGGAACGACGCAGAACGUACUGGCUAGCCUUCAUCCUCGAUGCGGACAUCUCCCUUCGAGUCGGCCGUCCGCCGGUCCAGGACAGCAAUGAUUAUGACACGCCCUUACCAGCAGAGGAACCAGUGGAUGGAAAGGGUAUUCUGAUAGUAGAUAGCACCCCGGUUAACUUCUUCCGGCUUCUGGUACAGUUCGCCUUGAUACAGCGGCGGGUCUACCACCACCUGUACACCUCUGCAGUACAGAACAAGACCCGAGAUAGUAUUGUCGCAGAGGUCAAGGCCUGUGAGGAUGCCCUGCUGGACUGGAAACACGCCAUACCAACAAAUCUCCAGCCACAGUCGACAUUCUCAACAGCCACUGCAUAUCCCAUGUAUCAUCUUCUGCGUCUCCAUCUAACUUUCCACUGUUGCUAUGGCAAUCUCUACCAAGUUGGUAUGCAUGCAGGACGACCUGCGUCGAUACUCUCUGCCAGAAACAUUCCACCAGUUGAGGACGAGAUCGCACAGACUAUGGUGGCAUCUUUGGAGUCAGCACGAUCUGCCGUGAGGCUGAUCAAGUAUAUCAAACGAUUUGGCUCCGCGCAUCAAUGGAACAUGCUGUAUUUCCCCGCUGCAGCGUCAGCGACCCUUGCGUUAGGAAUCUUCGUCCAUCCGGAUCAUGAACAAGCCAGCAGCGACCUUUCUCUACUUCAUGAAACAGUCCGCUUUCUGUCUACAAUUUCUUCUCGGGAGCCUGGGACCUACGUCGACUACGUUCUCAGUCUCUGCUCGGAGUUUGAAAAUGCAGCCAAACGAAUCCUGAGGCAAUGUCGUCGACAGGAAACAGGUAUGCAGGGUGUCAGCAUGGAUAAUGCUCAUGGAGAGCCAGUCGCUCCUAUAAAUGUUGAUGCUACGGAUCCUCAACGUGAAGACAUUAUUGAUUCCACGUUGGAUUGGCAGUGGUCGAUUCCUCCCUUCUGGAACUGGCAAGAUCUUAUGGCUAGUAUACCUGGUUCUCCUUUGCAUAUGGACUGGGAUGUUUCAUUGGAUAUAUAA
Molecule: messenger RNA, 2007 nt
Organism: Aspergillus tanneri
Lineage: Eukaryota; Fungi; Ascomycota; Eurotiomycetes; Eurotiales; Aspergillaceae
Exons: 5
Coding region: 1-2007 (668 amino acids)
Biological process (GO): regulation of DNA-templated transcription; DNA-templated transcription
Molecular function (GO): zinc ion binding; DNA-binding transcription factor activity, RNA polymerase II-specific; DNA binding
Source: RefSeq, a predicted model, not a curated record